AUCAUUUAUCAUUUAUUCAUUUAUAUAUGAUAUAUACGCGACGCGUCUAUUGGAUUGGAAGAAAGUAUCGCCGAUUAUUGGUCCACUCCCAGGAGCGUGGGGAUAACAUGUCCCCCAAAGACACGGGCGCAGCAAUACACAUAUAUUUGUGGGUUCUAAGGCAUCACGUGAAAAGGAGGGCACAUAUGAAAUAGAUCGUGAGAGAUAAGAUUGUCGCUGGCUUGUAUCAGCCGCAUCGAUUGUCAGCUAUCCGGCGUAUGAAGCACGAUACGGAACGAAUGCAGAUUGUGCUAAUUUAUCUGAAACAUUUCAAGCUUUUGGGUUCAAAGUUUAUCUAUUUGAAAAUUUGAAAAAAAAGGACAUGCUUGAAAAAAUAAAAAAUAUUCCGAAUGAAUAUGGCAUCAACUAUGAUUGUCUGUUUUUCUGCAUUUUAAGUCAUGGAUAUAAAGGAGGUGUAAUAACAUCAGACGAGAAGGAAAUUUCUCUAGAAAUGAUUGAAAGAAAUCUUUGCUCCAUGGAAUUGAAAGAUAUUAUAAAAAUUGUUAUUAUACAAGCUUGCCAAGGAAAGACAUGUGGAAGCAUAUAUGUGCAAAAGAUGGAGAAUAAAUACCUAACAACAGAUGGCAUGUAUGAUGCUUCUACAUCAGAAGAUAUACGUCAAUUUGAAAAUUUUUUUAUGUUUAUGUCUACGAUGCAAGGCUUUGUAUCAAUACGUCACAAAGAAGAAGGUUCAUGGUUUAUACAAGAAGUUUGUAAAAUCUUCAGAACUUAUGGAAGCCAGCUAACUUUUCUGGAAUGUGUGAGAGAAAUAAUGGCAUCUGUACGAAAAAAACAAGGGACAAUAGGAGAAAGUCAAGUUGCUCAACUACCAGAAAUACGACAAGACCGUUUAGAUUCUGAUUUUCAAUUAAAGAAUAUAAUUAAAAGAAUAUAACUAAAAUUAUGUAUUGCACUACUAAUGUUUAUAAUUUAUACUGUUGCAUUAUAUAUAUUUUACUAACAAAAUAUUAUGUUAUAUUGCAAAGACAUUUUUAUGAACAAUUGUAACGGCCCAAGUCCGCUGAGUUAAUUUUAGAGAAGAAAUAACGCGAAUAUGCUCGCUAGACCGCUCCGGGUUCGGUGAGAUGCAGCGAAACGAUAGAUUGCAAUAGAAAAUAAUGAAAAUCUUUGUAGAUCUCAUCGCUCUCUAUUGCUUUGUCUUUUUCGAUGUUUUGCUUGAUUAAAGAACUCUUGAACCUUGAA
Harpegnathos saltator (Jerdon's jumping ant) is the source of this 1242-nucleotide messenger RNA. It is a transcript of the gene Dredd, whose product is annotated as Caspase-8 Dredd. The record is from RefSeq and is a predicted model, not a curated record. Gene Ontology annotation, biological process: apoptotic process; positive regulation of neuron apoptotic process; proteolysis. Gene Ontology annotation, cellular component: cytoplasm. Lineage: Eukaryota; Metazoa; Arthropoda; Insecta; Hymenoptera; Formicidae. The transcript is spliced from 6 exons. Bases 362 to 934 code for a protein of 190 amino acids. Gene Ontology annotation, molecular function: cysteine-type endopeptidase activity.